AUGUCUCUCAAGACUCUUCUCACCUCGACCCUUUUCGCGGCGUCUGCCUUCGCACAGUAUGGCAGCGGUGGUUACGGUGGCGGCAGCUAUGGAGGUAGCUCCGACAGCGGUAGCGGUGGUUGGAGCAGCUGGGGCGGAGGCAGCAGUCAAGGACCUCCUGCAUUGGCCGCAGCGUCUUGCCCAGCUGGUUGCCAACCCAUGCCGACCGGCGGCGCACCACCAAUGGCGACUCAACCAGGUCAAUUGAUUGUCCAGGUCGUCUCUGUCUCAGACGCCAACGGCUCUCUGAAGUACUUUCCCGACAAGGUCACCGCGCCAAUUGGUUCUAUUGUCCAGUUCCAAUUCCACCCAAAGAACCACACAGUCACAGAGUCGUCGUUUGCUGAGCCUUGCAAACCUAUUGCCGCCAAUCUCACCUCGGCCACCCGCCCUGGCUUGAAGUCUGGUUUCGUUCCGCUCACCGGAACAGAGCCAUUCACCCCGGUCUACAACGUUCUGGUCAACGACACAAAGCCCAUCUGGAUUUACUGCGGCCAAACCAACCAUUGCGAAAAGGGUAUGGCUAUGGUCAUCAACCAGAACGACUCCUCGCCCAAUACUAUUGAUGCCUACAUUGCCAACGCGGCUAAGAUCCCGCUCGUUAAUGUCACCACACCUCCCCCCUCCGGCAGCUCUCCACCUCCGGCCUAUGGCGGUCCGCCACCGUCGGAGUCAUCUGCACCUCCUGCUGCUCCCCCAGCUGCACCUCCGGCUGGAUCCUCGACUUUCGCCUUUGGUGGUCCUCCUCCGGCAAGCUCCACGCCCGUUGCGCCAGAACAGACUGUGGCUCCGCCUUCGAGCUCAGCAGUUGUGGCCCCUGCCACAUUUACUGGUGCCGCUGUUCCAGGCUUCGUGCCUCAAUCAUCAACCGGUGUGGUCGGUCUUGCUCUCGGUGCGCUGUUGGCUUUGUGGUAA
Molecule: messenger RNA, 954 nt
Organism: Fonsecaea erecta
Lineage: Eukaryota; Fungi; Ascomycota; Eurotiomycetes; Chaetothyriales; Herpotrichiellaceae
Exons: 2
Coding region: 1-954 (317 amino acids)
Source: RefSeq, a predicted model, not a curated record